UUGACAUUCGCUGAAAAAAUCGUGACAAAAUAAGGAAGAAGAAGCUGUAUUUUUUCGUCCGUAGGUGAAAUUUUCGGUUCUUCGCAUCAAAUAUUCUUGAUAAUCAUUAUUCGACUGUUCGAAACUGCUCAAAACCAAAGAUCCAAACGUUCUUGAUUAGAAUUCAUAUCAGUGAAAGUGAAAUUUACGGUUUGAGUGCGUGUGUAGCUGAGGUAAAGUUGUUCUCUGUGUACCAUCAAACGACGAGAAGACGAUUUUUACACCAAGGACAGUUGUAUAGAAAGAGCAAAGUGGUCACGCUCAUCACACGAGCAACUCAUCAGACGACGGUGCGUAUAUCUGGCUAGAGCAAGACAGCAAGGGGAAAUUGUUUUGAUUAAACUGCAGUUGUUCGCAAAAAACUAAAACCACUGAUUGCUUUACUGGCAAGGAGACGAUGUCACAUCCUGCUUUGCUCGGCCAGAGCACCGAUAAACUGCAACCCGAACAGAUCAUUGCAUAAACAGAAAAUUUGACAGUAAUUGAAACAUCCAGAACAAGACAAGUAUGGAGGGUGACAUUUGUCGGGUCUGUCGCUGCGAAGCACAAUCCGAUCGUCCACUGUUCCAUCCUUGCAUCUGCACGGGAAGCAUCAAGUGGAUCCAUCAGGAUUGUUUGAUGCAAUGGAUGCGUUAUUCGCGAAAGGAAUACUGCGAACUGUGCGGUCAUCGUUUUUCGUUCACGCCAAUCUAUUCACCGGAUAUGCCCCGAGUCCUACCCCUGAAGUACGUCGCCGGAGGUUUACUAAGUUCGGUUGGGACCGCCGUGAAGUACUGGAUCCAUUACAGUAUGGUGGCAGUCGCAUGGCUCGGAGUGGUUCCCCUGACGGCAUACCGAACGUAUCGUUUCCUGUUUUCCGGCUCUAUCGAAAUGCUUCUGACGCUACCGGGCGAUAUCUUCUCGACGGAGAAUAUCGCAAUCGAUGUGUUCCGGGGAUGCUUUGUAGCCACCUGUACCCUGUUUACCUUCGUCGGUCUGGUCUGGUUGCGGGAACAGAUCAUACAUGGUGGAGGGCCGGAUUGGUUGGAACGAGACGAUCCACCGGCGGUGCAGGCCGAUGCAAAUGAGAACGAGGAACGGCCUAAUCCGGUCGAGAAUGGGCAGGAAGAUAACAACAACAACAAUAAUAAUAACAACAAUGAUGAUAACAAUAACGAGGAGGAACACAACAACAACAAUAAUAACAAUUUUCUGGACAACAAUCUGAUUGAGCCGCAGAAUCGGGGGCGACCACAGGAUGCGGCCGUUGUCGGUGCGCCUGUACCACCACCGCCGCCACCACUACCACAACAACCACAGGUAGCUGCUCCAGCACCGGCGGCUGUUCCCCCUGUCCCAGCCGCACGGAUCCCGGAAGCUCCACCAGACAACAUCCCCAUUGAUCCAGCAGAACCUCCACCACCACAGGGCGAUGGUGAAGGGGAUCCAGAAGCUGUUAAUGAACCUGCUGAAGCCGCUGCCGACGAAGCCAACUGGAAUCCAAUGGAGUGGGAACGGGCGGCUGAAGAGCUGACCUGGGAACGGUUGCUGGGUUUGGAUGGAUCGAUGGUCUUUCUGGAGCACGUUUUUUGGGUUGUAUCGUUAAACACACUGUUCAUCUUUGUCUUCGCUUUCUGUCCGUACUCGAUUGGAAACUUUCUGAUUUCUUUUCUGGGAAUAAUAACCCCCGGCAAACCACUGCUGCACUUUCACGGACUUCUGACCACUUUGCUCGGUUAUUGCGUAAUUGGAAUAACGCUGGUUAAACUGCACGCCAUUGCUAGGCUCUUGCACUGGCGUCGCCAGCGUCGAAUACUAGGUCUGUGCUAUAUUGUGGUGAAAGUGUCGCUUUUGUCGGUAGUGGAAAUCGGAGUGCUUCCACUGGUGUGCGGAUGGUGGCUGGAUAUUUGCUCGCUACCGAUGUUCGAUGCAACCCUCAAGGAUAGGAAGGCCAGUUUCAAAGCAGCCCCAGGAACGUCGCUGUUUAUCCAUUGGAUGUUUGGGAUGGUGUACGUGUACUAUUUCGCGUCGUUCAUCGUGCUUCUGCGGGAGGUGCUUCGUCCCGGGGUGCUAUGGUUUUUGCGUAAUUUGAACGAUCCGGAUUUCAGUCCGAUUCAGGAAAUGAUUCACCUUUCGAUUCUUCGUCACGCGAGAAGACUUAUCGCUUCGGCCAUCAUAUUCGGUUCAGCCGUUCUGCUGAUGCUUUGGGCACCGAUUCAAUUUCUCAAAUCGAUCUGGCCAAUGUUCCUACCGUAUACUCUAUCCGGCGAUUCGGAAGUCAAUGAGUUGAGCUUGCAGCUUUUGCUGCUUCAGAUAAUCUUGCCCGGUUUCUUCGAGCAGUCACACACUCGCAUUUGGCUUAAGGGGCUGGUACGGAUCUGGUGCAACGUUGUGGCACGCAUUUUAGGCAUAAAAAGUUACCUCCUCGGAAUGGAACCUCGCCCAAAUGAGGAUGAGGUUCCACCAAGACAGCAACCGGAGCUGGGAGUAGGUCUGGCUGCGGCCCACCAGGCAAUCAUGCAGCGGGAUGUCCCCGUCGGUUUCCAACCGUACGAUCGACCAGCACUUUUCGCAGUCCGGUUAGCUGGUCUUCUGGUGCUGAUGUGUAUAAGUCUGGUGAUUGGAUCGCUGAUUACACUCACCGUACCAGUGUGGAUUGGACGCCACGGGAUGGCGCUGUGGUCAAUGGGAUCGCACAUUACUCCACCACCGAAUGCGAUUGCGACUGGAGCGGAAACACCGCCAAGACCCCACGAACUCUAUACUGCCGCGAUGGGAACGUACUUUUGCUGGAUUAUAUCACGAGGAAUUGCCGUUGCGGUGAAUCUAUUUCCCCAGGGUCGAAAUGCGGUUAUGGAACGAGUAAAACAUUGGAUGUCCGUUGCAACUUCCUACGCCCUGGCGGCGAUGAUUUUCGUGCUGAUGCUGGGCGUUAUACCACUGAUGUUUGGACUUUUGCUCGAGCUGGUUGUUGUUGUACCGUUACGAGUUCCGUUGGAGCAAACACCGGUUCUGUUUCUGUGGCAGGAUUGGGCUCUGGGAGUGUUAUACACAAAAAUCGCUUGCGCGCUUACAUUAAUGGGCCCGGACUGGGCAUUGAAACGAGCCAUCGAACAAGUCUACCGCGAUGGUCUACAUGAUAUUAAUCUAAGGUUCAUCAUUCGUGAACUAGGCGCCCCAGUCAUAACCUGCUUCGGCCUCGCUUUAGCCGUUCCCUACGUCAUCGCACAUUCAAUUCUGCCACUUUUCUUCACCAAUCAAGUAACAAGGAUAUUAAUCGCCCGCCAGAUCUACCCAUUCUUCUUGCUGAUCGCAUUCAUCGUCGUGAUCGUAAUUCUGCAGAUCCGUCAGUUCAAGAAACUGUACGUGGCAAUCAAGAACGACAAGUAUCUGGUGGGACAACGGCUGGUCAACUACGACCAUCAGCGCAAAAAACGUUCGGAGGCCGCAGCCGCGGCAGCGGCAGCUGCAGCAGCAGCUGCUGCUGCUACAUCGCCGGCAGCGGCCGCUGCUGCAGGUGCUGAACAACAACAACACCAACCAGCCAAUGUUCAGGCUCAACAAGUGAAUCAACCGGACGAUGAAAUACGACAACCGGAUCCGGCAGUGGCUGCAGCCGCCGCCCAAGCUGUACAGUAGAUUCUAGAACGGGCAGGUACACGGAAUCGACAUCCUACUAGCGAAUACAAAGGUUCAGGAGUGUGGGAUGCGGCUUUGAAGUGUGAGAGAUAUCAAUUAGCUGAACAAACUAUCAAUCUAGUGGACGAAAAGAACGAUUGGCAGGAGUAAAGGUACUUUUUGUUGUAGCUGUUUUUAUUUUUUUACAUAUUUGGGAUCCAUGUAUCAUAGCAAAAAAAAAUAUAAGCAUAAUAAUGAAAAACUUAAAAAAAAUCAAAAAAAUAUUGUUGUUAUAGUAGUAAAAUUAGCGAGUUUAACCAUUAAAUGAAUUAUUACAAAAGGAAAAACAAAAAAGAAAAAUCAUAGCGUAAGAUAUUUAUACUGAACAAAAAGAGAUAAGAUAAACCAGUUUUACUAUUAGAGGAGAAGGGAUUGCUUACCAGGUGCGAAAUGGCAUCAAAAUUAUUUCAUUCGAAGCCGAAAAUUUUUGCGUCUAUUUCAUUUUUGUAAUGAAUUGUAAUCAAAAUGAGGUGAAAAAAUUUGCUUGUCUGGCAAAUAAAACGACAUGGGAAGCAGUAGAUAAGCCAACAUAUGUACAGACACAAGCCGAGACUUUUCAUUCAGGGCAUCCACUUGCAAAUUAUCUCUGUUAGUAAUCUUUUCAGGCAAAAUAAUAAAUGGAUUUUCCUCUUCAAUUAGACACUAUUGCAGGGCCCAGAGCAAACACAAGCUAAUAAAGAACUGAUCGUAAUACAGCAAAUGAGUGAA
This is a messenger RNA of Topomyia yanbarensis, 4404 nucleotides long. RefSeq names its product E3 ubiquitin-protein ligase MARCHF6. Lineage: Eukaryota; Metazoa; Arthropoda; Insecta; Diptera; Culicidae. Gene Ontology annotation, molecular function: zinc ion binding. Gene Ontology annotation, cellular component: endoplasmic reticulum membrane. Bases 547 to 3657 code for a protein of 1036 amino acids. The record is from RefSeq and is a predicted model, not a curated record. The transcript is spliced from 5 exons.